CAAUGUCAAGUGUCAAGCCAUGACGUUUGUUUGGCGUGCAUUUUUUUAUCAUGUUUGGGCGAUAUUUUAGUCAUAAAAUUAUUCCACAAAGAUUUUAACAGUCGUAUUUUGUUUUUACACUGUGAAUUUUGCUAGAAAUAUGUCGGUACACUGGAGUUCAGAGAUAAUGAAGUGGGAGUACCGGGAGUUGCAAGCCACGGCGAUGUCUGUAGAUUACUCGGGGAACAACGUGCUGUUGGCAGGCAGAAGGUCGCUAGCUAUCAAGCAGAUAAACCUGGAGGAGGAUGCCGGGGACAUAGUGAAGAAAUAUCCUCGCCACAGCAAGUACGACGCAGCGGGUGCCGAGUGGUGCCAAUCGUAUCACGGACAGAAGCUGUGUGCUAUUGCGAGCAACCAAAGAGUGGAUGUAUAUGAAUGGCGAGGGAGUAAUGAACUAACUUGUAUUACAUCACUCCGUGGGCACACAAGAGUUGUAAGCGACACUCAUUUCCACAGACAAGAUCACAACCUGAUUGCAACAUGUUCUAUAGACACAUUUACCCAUCUUUGGGAUUUGAGAGAUGCAAGAAAACCAGUUCUUUCAUUAUGUGCUGUUGCUGGAGCUUCUCAAGUACAAUGGAAUAAAGUAGCUGCACACAUAGUUGCCACAGCCCAUGAUGGUGACAUAAAGAUCUGGGACUACAGAAAACAUACUGCUCCUAUACAAUACAUUUCUGCACAUUUGUGCAAAAUCCAUGGAGUUGACUGGAGUCCUCAUCAUGAAUACCAAUUGGUCACCUCCAGUCAUGACGGCAGUAUAAAGUUCUUUGACAUCAACAAUGCCAGGAGACCAGAAAAUGUUAUAAUGACCAACUUUCCUGUUUGGCGCGCGAUUUAUACGCCAUUUGGAAGUGGUCUGUUGACUAUAGGAGUUGGCUGGGGAGGUUUGCCAAGAGUGGAACAAGCAGGAGUUAUUGGCAUAUGGGUUAAUGGAGCUCUAUCUCAUAGACUAGUAGGACACACUGACACAGUGCAAACAAUGGUUUGGAGACCAAACACUUCACCAUCCAACUAUCAGCUGGUCACAUGGGGCCGAGAUCAAACACUUAGGGUGUGGUCUAUGCACCCAUCUCUCUUGAAAAUGUGCAACCACUAUUUACCUGAUGAUACUGAGUAUGAUGAUGAUAAUAACAGUGACACUGUAAGUUAUGCAUCUACUGCUGGUUCCACGAAUGACCUCUCUGUAACUGAUAAUAAGGAAACAAAUAAAGAGUCACACAAAAGUACUACUUCUAUUGAUGAAGAAUUCGAAUCUAUCCGUGAGAUGGCUAACAUUGAAGUUACUGAUAUAAACAUUGAUACCAGAACAUGUCAAAUCCAUUCAGAGAAAAAUGGAUACACUGCCAACUUACAAGUCAUGUUCCCUAGAAAUGUAACUGAAAAAACCAUACCAAAGUUUUCCUGGUUAUCUGGAACCAAUGUCGAUAGCACAACAACUAUCAAAAUACUUCAGGCUAUCAACAGGACUGCUUUCCGUAAGAAAAAAGAGGGCCACAGAUGUCUAUUGCACUGUUUGAAGACAUUAGCAACAUCUGUGGAUGAGAUCCCAGUAAAAACAAGUGACGAUUCAGACUCCAUGAAGUCCAGUCAAAGGAGUCAGUCGGAAAGCGAAAACGCAGGCGACUCGUGCAUACCGUUUCCCCGAACGUGUGGUGCUAAGUGGUGUGGCGUUGAUACUCUUGUCGUGUUUAACCGUCCGACAAACGCUCGUCGGCUGUCGCUGAAACAUGAAGCGGGAACUCCUAGAUCGAUGUCGUCUCUUUCGCUCACGCCAGCUCUGUUCGGGACGGGGUAUAGUUCCGUGUCCCCUCACGCGACAACUACGCCCUCCCCCACCAACGCUCCCGGCUUUCCGCAGUUGCAUCACAGACAUCCGUCCAACUCUAUUACGACAUUCUAUUUUCAAGACAGAUGGAAGGCCCAAGGCCGCCGCGCAGGCAGUAUGCGCAGCCGCGGCAGUAUAUCGGGCAUCGGAUCACCUCGCGUCGUCCUCUACUCUGCCACUAGUCUGUUCCUCCUCAAUAAAAGCCUCGCUGAAAAAUACGUCAUCAAUGCUGAAAAUCCUGUUGACAUGUGCGAGAAGAACGCGAAAGUAUGUUCGGAAGAAGGCGAAUCAGAACUGGCGCACGCGUGGGGACUGGCGGCGCUGACGGCGCGAUCGCUGCGUGCGCGCAUCGUGGAUCACUUGGCCUCUAGCGAGGAGAGCAUGGGCUGGGUCGGCCACCCGCUGUGCUGCAGCCUGCUGCAGUCCUUAAUCUCUCACUACGCCAAGUCAUCUGAUCUCCAAAUGGCAGCCAUGCUAGCUUGCGCCUUUUCCGUGUUUAACGACACAGGAAAUUCUAGCUCACAAUCUACCAUCAGUACCUCAAGUUGUGGAAACAACAACACAUCACCGUAUAGUACAGUAAAUCAAUAUAGUGAAAUCAGUGCAGAUGGUUGGACGCUACCUAUUGUACUUAGAAGUAAUUCGUGUUCAGAAGCUGAGAAUUUCUACACAGAUUCAACAGUUUCAAAGUCGGAGAAAACUUCGUCUUGCGUAUUGGACGAAGUCACAGUACAUCUUUAUCACUGUUUCAAGCGCGCAUAUGCCGAUAUUCUACAUCGUUGGCAGUUGUUGUACAGAAAAACAGAGGUGAUGAAACUAGUCAGAUGCAAGCACGAGUCGGCCUCCGCGCGGCCGCCUGGCCCGUCCCUAGCGGCGGAAUGUGGCUGGUGCGGCCGCCUGGCCAAGGGCGCAGCUUGCACUAGUUGCGGCCGAGUGGCGCUGAGAUGUGCUGUGUGUACACUUGGAGUACGAGGAUUAGCCUGCGCUUGCGCUUAUUGUGGACACGCGGGCCAUGCUGCUCAUAUGAUGAAGUGGUUCUCGGAGCGCGACACGUGUCCCACCGGCUGCGGUUGCAAGUGCCUCAUAGAAGGGAAUAAUAUGUGGAAAGGUGUCAAGUACGUGUGACCAAGGUAAAGCCUCAUCCUUGUUGUAGAUAGUGUUCUUGUAUAAUUCGAUAAAUAAAUAAAUAAAAUAAAUAAUAAAUAUCUUUGGACAAUCUCACACAGCGCCAUCUAGCCCCAAAGUAAGCAAUUAAUAUGCUUGUGUUAUGGGUGCUAGCUUAACGGAUAUACUACUUAUAUACUUUUUUUUUAAAUACAUACAAAUUAUACAUAGCAACACCCAGACCCGUCACAGAAAUUAAAAUUCAUCAUUUCAAUUUCUGCCCGCCAAAUAUGACUAUAGUGUGUAUGUCACUGUAUGUGCCCUUUUUGUAGAUAGUGUUGUUGUAAAUUCGAUAAAAUGACACUGUAAGUGCCUCUUAGAAGGGAAAAACAUGUGGAAAGGCGUCAAGUACCUAUAUGUGGCCAAGGUAAAGGUCAAAUGUAUGUGCCUUUGUUGUAGAUAGUUUUGUUGUUAUAUUCGAUAAAUAGGUAUCACUAUAGUCACGGGUAAUUUACGGGCAAAUUAACAUUCCCCCAAUCGAUUGCGGUGACAUUCGCAAAAAAAUGCAUUUAACGGAUUUUUAUCUACAAAACAAAAACAAAACAUAAUUUAAAUGUUGUCUGUUAAAUAAUCCCAAUGACAAUUAAUCAGUACUUUGAUUUUGACAAGCAUUUAUGUUGUAUAGAAUGUUAAUAAUAUUAACAGUGUGCCUACCAUGAGUUUACAUUAGGUGAGCUCGCUAGCGAAUACGUCAAAAAAUUCUAUGAAGAUUUUAUUUCUUGAAAGUAGCCGCUAGGGGCGCUGCACAAUAUGUCAUACAUUUAAAUGUCAUUUUUUUACGCAGUCGCUAGCGAGCACACCUAACGUAAACUCAUGGUAGGCACACAGAUUACCUCGAUAUCGACACCAACUCUUGUUUAUCUUUAUAUUUAUGUGUAUGUAUUACUGUAUUAUUAGUAUAACAUUUUAUUGUCUUUUAAUGCUGCUACGGAUUUUAGAAGCUAUAUUGUUAUUAGGAUAAGUUAUUCUUCGAUUUUGUACAUUUAAUUAUUUGAAGACUGCGAAUUUGUAAACAUUUUAAAUAAAUAGGUAAAGUCGUUUUA
Messenger RNA from Ostrinia nubilalis (European corn borer), 4071 nucleotides. RefSeq names its product GATOR2 complex protein WDR59 (gene Wdr59). Gene Ontology annotation, biological process: positive regulation of TORC1 signaling; cellular response to amino acid starvation. The transcript is spliced from 11 exons. The record is from RefSeq and is a predicted model, not a curated record. NCBI's taxonomy places the organism in Eukaryota, Metazoa, Arthropoda, Insecta, Lepidoptera, Crambidae. Gene Ontology annotation, molecular function: signaling adaptor activity; protein binding. The coding region runs from base 140 to 2989 and encodes 949 amino acids. Gene Ontology annotation, cellular component: vacuolar membrane; Seh1-associated complex.